Molecule: messenger RNA, 972 nt
Organism: Aspergillus nidulans FGSC A4
Lineage: Eukaryota; Fungi; Ascomycota; Eurotiomycetes; Eurotiales; Aspergillaceae
Product: Rtr1/RPAP2 family protein phosphatase
Exons: 1
Coding region: 1-972 (323 amino acids)
Biological process (GO): regulation of transcription by RNA polymerase II
Cellular component (GO): nucleus
Molecular function (GO): RNA polymerase II CTD heptapeptide repeat phosphatase activity; protein serine/threonine phosphatase activity; RNA polymerase core enzyme binding
Source: RefSeq, a predicted model, not a curated record
AUGUCUUCUGAUAAUUCCGGUCUAAAAACUUCUCUACCCUCGAUUCAUGCGUCAUCCGCUCGACAGUCAAACACAAGCCCACCCAAGUCAAGACCCAGCAGUUCUCGACGUUCGCCGCUGAAACCUAAGCAGAAGCCCUCAAAACCAGAGACAGAUCCUCGCCAUCUGGCAAUAGCUCUACAUCAUGCCCACCGCAUUCAAGCUCAAAAAAAUGCACAAGACCUCAUUCUCGAUCGCAUCCUCGAACUUCUUACCAUUCCGUCAUCUCCAUCGGCCGAUCCAGCCGCGCCCUCCGCUGAGGACACGCAUAAAUUCAAAUCUUCUCUGAUUAUCUUUCAGCCUACGGAUUAUGAUAAUCUGAUACAGGAGAGGAACAUCGAAGGCCUCUGCGGUUAUGGGCUCUGUCCGAAGGAGCACCGCAAAGAGAAGUCAAGGGGCGCGUUUCGGAUAACCUGGGGCGCUAGGGGGAGCGGACCUGGAGGUCGCGGGCGAGAUAUGAACAUUGUUCCAAAGGAAAAGUAUGAGAUGUGGUGUUCAGAUGAAUGUGCCGAGAGAGCGAUGUAUAUUCGCGUUCAGCUUGCAGAAGAACCUGUAUGGGAGAGACGGGCAGACGACCUGCGAGGAAAAGAGCUCCUUUUACUUGAAGAGGGCAGAUCAGCGAAAGGGAAGAACGCGAUGUGGGAUUCAGGGAGCGUCAAAGAGGUCCUUGGUCGAUUGGACAACCUUCACAUGGACACAACGCCGGAACCCAAUGCAGUAGCAGAAGACAUCUCGAAGCUAUCAGUCAGGGACGAUACUCGGUCGCUCGAGCUCGCUAUGGAACGAGGCGACCUGAAUCCUGCCCUCCAAAACGGCAGGGUGGAUAUCCACAUUCAGGAGAAGGCGAACGUAACACAGGCCACUGCGCCGGAAAUGCGGCCUGGAGACGAAAGGGGAGGCUCCAUUGAAGGUUAUAUGCCGCAUGAAUCUUGA